Messenger RNA from Fukomys damarensis (Damara mole-rat), 945 nucleotides. Its product is annotated as olfactory receptor 2G3. The transcript has a single exon. Gene Ontology annotation, cellular component: membrane. Bases 1 to 945 code for a protein of 314 amino acids. Gene Ontology annotation, molecular function: olfactory receptor activity; G protein-coupled receptor activity. Gene Ontology annotation, biological process: G protein-coupled receptor signaling pathway. Lineage: Eukaryota; Metazoa; Chordata; Mammalia; Rodentia; Bathyergidae. The record is from RefSeq and is a predicted model, not a curated record.
AUGGGAAGGGAAAACAUGAGCUUUCCCAACACUUUUGUCCUGCUGGGCUUCUCAGAGUUUCCAUGGCUGGAGAGGCCCCUCUUUGCAGUGGUCCUGAUCUCCUACCUCCUCACCCUGAUGGGGAACAGCUCCAUCAUCUUCCUCUCCCUGGUGGACCCCAGACUCCAGACACCCAUGUACUUCUUCCUGGACAACCUCUCUCUGCUGGACCUCAGUCUCACCAGCACCAUUGUGCCUCAGCUGCUGGCUCACUUGUGGGGACCAGACAAGACCAUUACUUCCUCCAGAUGCAUCACACAGGUCUUUACUUUUUGCUGGAUAAUCUCCAGUGAAUGUGCUGUGCUGGCCAUGAUGGCCAUUGAUCGCUAUGUGGCCAUCUGUCGGCCCCUCCAGUACACUCUCAUCAUGCGUGCCUCUGUGUGUGUGCAGAUGGCAGCAGUAUGCUGGUCCAGUGGGCUCCUGAACUCUCUGCUUCAAACAGCACUGACCCUCAAGCUUCCGCUCUGUGGACACCACACCCUGGAUCACUUCUUCUGUGAGGUACCGGGGCUCAUCAAGCUGGCCUGUGGGGACAGCACUGCUAAUGAGCUGGCCAUCAGUUUAAUGACCAUCCCAUUUGGAAUGACAUCUUCCCUCCUGGUGGGCAUCUCCUACACCUUCAUUGCCAGGGCUAUACUGAAGCUCCCUUCAACUGAAGGCAGGCACAAAGCACUCAGCACCUGCAGUUCCCACUUGGUGGUGGUCAUCUUGUACUUUGGGCCAGGCUUAUAUUUUUACCUUCAUCCUUCAACCAAGAGUUCUCAGGCCAAAUUCAUAUCCUUCUUCUACUGUGUUAUCACCCCACUGCUCAACCCACUCAUCUACACCCUGAGAAACAAGGAUGUGAAGAUGGCAUGGAAGAGGAUCCUGCAAAGACAGGGUGGGGUGAAGUCUUUAAAAGCCUAA